Molecule: messenger RNA, 1294 nt
Organism: Suillus subalutaceus
Lineage: Eukaryota; Fungi; Basidiomycota; Agaricomycetes; Boletales; Suillaceae
Exons: 4
Coding region: 344-1072 (242 amino acids)
Source: RefSeq, a predicted model, not a curated record
CUGCAACUUGCAAUGUCUCAGCCAAUUGAGAUCAUUUAUCGUUCAUUGAAAUACUAGGGUACUCAGAGGAUAUUUUGGGCGGUACCUAAUGCUGGUGUUGGGUAUUUUCCAGAGACUCUGGUGCUAUUCAUCAACAGAGCCAACGAGGUUUCCGAGGUCUUUUCAUUACGUUCUUACGUUACAUUGCUUCACCGCCACAGCCUUGGUUGGAUGGUGGUGGAGUGGUAACAGGGCACUGCGCAUUGACACUCCACUUGAGAGGCUGUACUAAUAUUAAUACAGGGUGAAAUUUAGGCGCGGGUGGAGUUGUAACCUUGGUCUCGGUCUCGGCUGCAGUCAUCGAAUGACCGGAGGGACUGAUUGUGAGCCUUUUGGGCCUCACCCUCUUGUCGAUGACGCACGGAUUCUGCAGGGAGUUGGAGUCGGUGAUCCCGCCAGAGCGGUGGUAGACUUGGCUAUGUCGGAGCUAUCUAGAUGUAUACGACGUCGAGACGACUGGUGGAAUUUAUUUAAAUGUCCAGAAACCCGCGCUCAGUGGGCCGCCGAAGCUCUCGUCGAGCCUGUGGUUGUGCGAGCACCAGGCCACAACCUCAGAGUCUUGCUGACUCCCAAUCAGGUUGAAUAUGUUCUGGAGGAGUUACAGGGCUAUGCAAGCCCACGCGACGUUGAGAAUAAUUGUCAGGUUUCUUGCUUUGAGCGCAUCUGGGAGUCUCGAGAGAUACUUGACAACUCAGCGCGCGCAAGCCUCAAUUGUCAACUCUCUCACUUUCUCGAAACGCUUCCAGACAAACUGGCACGUCGCGAGGGAGACGAGCUAACGCGCCACAUUAUAGAUCCAUACCUGCAUCCUCUCAUUUACGGUCGGACGCUCGCCUACGACUCAGCUGGGGAAGGGUUUCUUCGUCCUGAGCUAGUGCCCAACAUUACAGACGCGACCACCACAGGUUUUCUCUCGCAAAAAUUCGCAUGUUUGCCUUCCGACUUCCUUAUCUCUCAGGAUGGCACAGCAAAGGCUCUCUCGUACAUAAAUAACCUCCACCCUUGCCUACUCUGUGCUCUAUCGCCACUUUGAGGAGUUGCUUUCGAAAUGCGUUCCCAUGUUCGAGCACGUCCUCACGGAUUUGCAUGCGGACAACCCAAACAGAGAACGAACCCAGGGACCCUCUUCGUCAGCGGAGUGGGAAGAGCCGGAGCCUCCAGAUUUCUCGCGCGACACCGUGGAUUACUCUGCGUUUGAGAGCAAGAAGCGGGAGCGGAUCAUGCGCCGGUUGAUUGUUCCUGAUGUCCCGAUCAC